UUGAGUCAUCAGCCACAACCACAUCUGCCUGUCAAAAAUCCUCUACAAGGCGUGUAAAUGUGCAAUCCCAUUGGUUUUGCACAGCUACAGUACACCUAUUGGAUAUGACCAUAUUCUCACAUCCGAUUGGUCACUUGUGGAGAUGGUGUGCUCUAGUUGGCCUCAGGAAAAGUCAAUCAGAUGAUAUCCUUCCUCCCCUGGUUGCGCGAGCCUCAGAAUGUUAGUAUUGUCUAUGGGCGCGGCAUCACAUCACACGCUAUCAUAUUAGUGAAUUGUUUUUCGGUGUUGGUUAAUGUUGCAUUGCUGCGACAUAGUCUCAUGUUCUCUAUCUGCGUUCUUAUUCACUGGUUUGUAGCGGCGGGUAGUGAGUGAGGGUCUUUGCGCUACUCGGAGUGACUGGUCAGACCAGGGAAAAAACGGGACCAGAGCUUUUCUGGGUUUUUGUUUCUGACAUUGUUCAUAAUUUUCAACAUUCCUUGGAGGAAUAAACUCAAUUGAAAGACUCCAGAAGGGUCCUUGUGCGUUCAUCAACACCGCAUACAGGUGUUCCAACAAUCCUCACCAUGGAGGCCAUUGCCAAAUACGAUUUCAAAGCCACUGCAGAUGAUGAGUUGAGUUUUAAACGUGGAGAGACGUUGAAGGUUUUGAAUGAAGAAUGCGACCAGAACUGGUACAAGGCGGAGCUGAAUGGGAAGGAAGGCUUCAUCCCCAAGAACUACAUAGAAAUGAAGGGACACCCGUGGUUCUAUGGUAAGAUCCCCCGGGCGAAGGCAGAGGAGAUGCUGAACAAACAGAGGCACGAUGGGGCCUUCCUCAUCCGAGAGUCAGAGAGCGCACCGGGAGACUUCUCACUCUCUGUCAAGUUUGGUAAUGACGUGCAGCACUUCAAGGUCCUGCGUGACGGGGCUGGGAAGUACUUCCUGUGGGUGGUCAAGUUCAACUCUCUCAACUCCCUGGUGGACUACCACCGUUCCACCUCUGUGUCCCGCAACCAGCCCAUCUUCCUCAGAGACAUCGAGCAGGUCCCACAGCAUUCAACGUAUGUGCAGGCGCUGUUCGACUUCGACCCUCAGGAGGAUGGCGAGCUGGGCUUCCGACGCGGCGACUUCAUCCAGGUCCUGGACAACUCCGACCCCAACUGGUGGAAAGGGGCGUGCCACGGCCAGACGGGCAUGUUCCCGCGCAACUACGUCACGCCCGUCAACCAAAACAUGUGAUUACGUCACGCCCGUCAACCAAAACAUUUGAUUGGCUAAGUGAAUAAUGACAUGGUCCCCCAUUGGCCCAUUUACACCCCCUCAGGACUUUCUGAGGGACUCUUCAGAAACACAGACCUAAAUGAGGAAUGGAGGAAUGGGAAGAGGAGCAUAAACCCUGCAAAGACACAGAGAGAGAGAGAGAGAGAGAGAGGGGCAGAUUUCAUUACUUAGACUCUACAGUUGACUCUGUGGAUUCUUUGAUGCAAUGAGGGAGACGCACGGAACAGAGAAGCAUUGCAAAGGAACACAAGGGAUAUAGCUAGACUCCGGCAACGGCCUCCCUGCCUAUACGUUCUUUGUUUUCUUUCUUUUAUGCAUGACAUCACCACCCUAUGUUUCAGUCUAUUAGACAAAGACAAUGAAAAAGAUGUCAGAGACCAAAGACUCUAGUCUAGUGUGUUAUUGAUAUCAACCCAGCUUUGGGCUCUCAGAGAAGGACCAUGGACUGGAGAGAAAUUCUAUUGUUUUCGAUGUGUAUGUAUAUCUAUAAAUAUUUGUAGUUUGAGCCUGUUUUAGUGUGUGUUUUUUUCAUUCAUUUACUUGAUUUCUUCUCUAUUUGUAGGCCUAAAUAUUGUCACAUUCAUUUGGUACCAAAUGGAAGGAAACAGACCGAAACAGGGAGGAACUAUCUGAACUGAAUAAGAAACACUUGUUUUUUGUUUUCCGUAGCAAAACGUUUUGCUACGUUUUGAAACUGUGCACUAAUGAAUAUGACCCAGAUCAUGCACAGAGGCUCUGAGACAAGAAGCUAAAUGGUUUUCAUGUGAUCGGGAGUUAUUCAAUACGCUCAAGACAGGAAUAAUAUUUCAACCAUAUUUAAGGUGGAAAUCUAAUUUGGAAAAUGUCCGGAUUUCUACUUUGUUCUGGUGUGAAAGCGGAAGCUCGGCUAUCAGCUGGAACAAAUUGUCAUUUCUUUUUAACCCGUUUAGACAUUUAGGGGCUUUCUGCAUUCUUAAAUGUAGCCAUCUUUCUCAAUAAAAUCAGAGACAAUGGUAUAGAGUUUUAUGUCCACCCGCAAACAAUAGACUUAACUGAUGAUGGGGCUGAUUCAAUGUGACCUAAACGUAGCUAAAUCAUCUUGUAAGGGUUCUGUAUGGAGAUUGCUAGUGAAACGGCAGUAUCCUUAUAAUCAUCAGUUCUAUGAAAGAAGGGAUUGAAUAGUGUACAGAUGAGAGCGCUACAGUCACUGAUUUCACCCUGCGUCUGUUGAAGUUGGAUUGUGCCUUUUCCAUCUCUAGUGUUUUCUGUCUCUCCAGGUUGACCAAUGAGCGGUUUUAAGCGGCAGAUCGCAGAGAUAUGGGGACCAAUGAAAUGUCUCCAUUUUCCACACAUGCCUGCCAUUGGUUAGGGGCUACCUUAUGGAAUCCCCAGUCUGUAUCUCUGAUUAUGGAACGUAUCAAAAGGGCUUUUGGAAUUCUAUGACAUUAGAUGCAAUGACAUUCUCUGUCGAUUUGUUUGUGUCGAAAGGGGGACAUUUGUGACAGCGGGUGAAAAGAAGUCACAGAAAAUAUAGUUUUAGCAUUUCCUGAAAGAGGGGACAUGAAUUGUCAUGAAGACCAAUAUAAGUGCUUGAUCUGGGCAACAUCUUAACUAUUUAUCCUUCAGUCAGUGUCUGCUUGUGACGGAGGCAGAAUGGAAUCCUCCAUCUUGAUAAAGAGAUUAAAGGACCAACGAUGCUGACUCUACAUCAGGACGACAAGCGCAACGGGUGGGUCAUUGACCUCUAUUGAACUCUGUGUCCACAACUCUCUACUUUGGACCUUUUGAGAAUCUUGAAGAGGACCUCAAAUGCAAGAAAUUCCAUCUUAUCUCUCCUUCACUCUGCUUGUUAUUCCCCAUCUACACUUAUGCUUUUGGUUUCUUACAUUUUAGUCAUUUGAAGUGAAAUGGUUGAAAUACACGAAGAGGCAGGUCUGAAGGGAAUAUGCAGGGAGUGGACCAUGCAAGUUUUUCAAUGUUAUUUCUAGCCUGCAAUGAACUGCAAUGAGCCAAUCCAAUGAACUGAUACUCCGAUUGACUUGCAGGUGUUUGAGAAUGCAAGGGCAGGGGAGACCUUGCUUAUGUGGAUCCGGUAUGAACUGUAGCCUGCUAUGUGUCAUCUUGCUGUUGUUGCAAAGCCCCCCCCCCCAUUCAAAGUUCAGUAUGUCACACUAUGUCAAAAAAAGCACGAAAAUGUGACGUGUGUAUGUAUUGUCUGUACGAGACUUGUGUAUAUACUUCAGGUGUGUCUCAAUUCUCAGCCAAUCAUAUGACAUGUAUGACCCUGAAAUUUUCCUGCCCAUCUGAUCUGGAGUAUUUCCUAGUCAUGUCACGUGUUCAAGAAAAAUUCCUGGCCCUUGACUUUAUGUGAUUGCAGAGGUCAAUGUUUCUGCAGGUUUAGAGUUGAGACUGGUACCCUACUGGUUGACUCUUUGCCUGGUUAAACCAGAUUGAACGCUGCAUUCAGUCUUCUACCAGACUGUAGAUUUAGCUGCUCUCAAGGGGCUGAUAAAUAGGACCCAGUCCAAAAUUUUGAUGUCUAAUUACGCUGUCUCUAGGUUCCUGGACAGCCUUGCACUCUCCCAUUGUCAAUAUUUACUCUCUCCUCGGUCAGUCAGUCAUUCAUUACAGUGCGAAGGUCGCCAGCAAGUGAACCAUUCAUUAAGCCUAGUUAAAUAAUACGUAACGCUGCACUCAGCACUCACUAUUGAUUCACUUCAGUGACAAUAGUCUCCAGUCUGGUUUAACCAGUCUACAGGUAUCAUUCUAUGGUUUAUUUCCUCGUUCACUCAAUUGCAGCCGUCUGACUCGUAUUAUUCCAGAGUGGUAUCAGACAGUGGUUGACACCUAAGAUGAUGUGAUUGUUUACAUUAUGCUGGAAAGUCUUUGUAUGUAUAUCUAUCUGACAUGGUUGCUUUACGAUGUCAUUUCACGAUGUGUGUGUAUUUGGAGAAGAAAAAAAACAUUUAAUUUUUCAAACGGGAGGAUGAUGAUCACCCCUGAUGUCUGUCACAGCAUUUGAUUUCCUUUGAUCGUAGAUAGACAGAAUAAUAAAACAAUCACUAUGGAAAAGCUA
Molecule: messenger RNA, 4314 nt
Organism: Coregonus clupeaformis (lake whitefish)
Lineage: Eukaryota; Metazoa; Chordata; Actinopteri; Salmoniformes; Salmonidae
Product: growth factor receptor-bound protein 2
Exons: 5
Coding region: 564-1217 (217 amino acids)
Molecular function (GO): protein binding
Source: RefSeq, a predicted model, not a curated record